This is a messenger RNA of Nerophis lumbriciformis (worm pipefish), 2740 nucleotides long. RefSeq names its product villin-like (gene vill). Gene Ontology annotation, molecular function: actin filament binding; phosphatidylinositol-4,5-bisphosphate binding. NCBI's taxonomy places the organism in Eukaryota, Metazoa, Chordata, Actinopteri, Syngnathiformes, Syngnathidae. Gene Ontology annotation, biological process: actin filament severing; barbed-end actin filament capping; actin polymerization or depolymerization. The record is from RefSeq and is a predicted model, not a curated record. Gene Ontology annotation, cellular component: cytoplasm; actin cytoskeleton.
CAUCAGAGCAGGUGAAGCAGUGAUUAUUUCUGCACACACACACACACACACACCUGCACAGCUGAGGCGACAACACAAGUGCCGCACAAUGAUGAAUGGCUCCAAUAAAGAUGCGUUCAAGGGCGUCAGCAGGAAGGCGGGCCUGCAGAUAUGGACCAUCCAUAACCUGCAGAUGGUUCCUCUUCCGGCCCAAAGCUUCGGCAACUUCUUUGAGGGCGACUGUUACAUCGUCCUGCACAUGAGCGACGCCAAAAGCUCGGCGGCGGACCUCCACUACUGGAUCGGGAAGGAGUCCUCUCAGGACGAGCAGGGCGGCGCCGCCGUCUACGUCAGCCAGCUGGACGAACACCUGGGCGGGGCGCCGGUCCAGCACCGGGAGGUGCAGGGUCACGAGACGCCUCGCUUCAGGGGCUACUUCAAAAACGGCCUCAUCUACAAGAAAGGGGGCGUGGCCUCAGGCUUCAACCACGUGGACACCAACGCUUACAAUGUGCAGCGUUUGCUGCACGUCAAGGGGCGGAAGCACGUGACGGCCACCGAGGUGAACAUGUCAUGGAGCAGCUUUAACAUAGGUGACAUCUUCCUGCUGGACCUGGGCAAAGUCAUCGUGCAGUGGAAUGGAGACAAGAGCAACAGGAGAGAAAAGCUCAAGGCCACCUUGUUGGCGCAGGACAUCCGUGACCGAGAGCGAGGCGGGCGGGCGCAGAUCGGCGUGGUGGAGGGCGGAGACGAGCGCGACUCGCCUGAGCUGAUGAUGAUGAUGACGGCGGUGCUCGGCCCACGGAGCGGCUCGCUGAAGGCCGCCGUUCCUGACGACGACACCCAGCGGGCGCAGAACGCCAGCGUCAGACUCUACCAUGUGUUUGACGCCAGCAGCAACCUGGUGAUCCAUGAAGUGGCCUCCCAGCCGCUAACACAAGACCUGCUGCAGUCUUCCGACUGCUACAUCUUGGACAACCGCGGCUCCAGCGUGAUGGUGUGGAAAGGAAAAGGUGCUUCCAAGGAGGAGCGACGCGGAGCUCUCACUAGGGCCGUGGGCUACAUCAAGGCCAAGAACUACCCAGCAUGCACCAGCGUGGAGGUGAUGUCCGAGGGAGGAGAGACGGCCAUGUUUAAGCACCUCUUCAAGUCCUGGAGGGACAAGCACCACACGCAGGGUCUGGGCACCGCGCACACCUUGGGGAAGAUCGCCAAGGUGGAGCAGGUGAAGUUUGACGUCCAGGAGCUGCACGCCCGUCCUGAGCUGGCGGCGCAGCAGCGCAUGGUGGACGACGCCUCAGGGGACGUCAAGGUGUGGCGGGUGGAGAACUUGGAGCUGGCUGAGGUCACUUCCAGCACCUUUGGACAGUUCUAUGGUGGAGACUGCUACUUGGUCCUGUACACCUACCGCGUCUCGGCCAGGGAGCGACACAUCCUCUACAUGUGGCAGGGUCGUCACGCCACCCAGGACGAGGUGACGGCGUGCGCCUACCAGGCGGUGACCGUGGACCAGCAGUACCACGGGGCUCCUGUGCAGGUCCGUGUGGUCAUGGGCAAGGAGCCUCGUCACUUCCUGGCUAUCUUCAGAGGGAAACUGAUCAUCUUUCAGGGCGGUACCGGACGGCCGGGCGUGGCCAGCUCAGUGGGCGGAGUCAGGCUCUUCCACGUCCGAGGCACCAGCGAGCUGAACACCAAAGCCACUGAGGUGGCGGCCAGAGCGUCGUCCCUCAACACCAACGACGUCUUCGUGCUGGAGACGGCGCAGGCCUGCUUCCUGUGGUACGGCAAGGGUUGCAACGGCGACGAGCGUCUGAUGGGAAAAGACGUGGCCGACAGUCUGUCCAGGCGGGACAAGCAGCUGGUGAUGGAGGGACAAGAACCCGCCGAGUUCUGGAUGGCUUUAGGAGGAAAGGCUCCGUACGCCAGUGACAAGAACCUCCAGAGGGAGGAGCCUCUUCACAGUCCCCGCCUCUUCGAAUGCUCCAAUCAGACGGGACGCUUUCGGAUGACCGAGGUGGACGACUUCGCCCAGAGCGACCUGGACGAGGAGGACGUCAUGCUGCUGGACACCUGGGAGGAGAUUUUCCUGUGGGUGGGAAGCGCCGCCAACCAGUACGAGACCCAGGAGGCGUGGAGCAGCGCCCGGGAGUACUUGAGGACACACCCGGCCGACCGCGACUUGGACACGCCCGUGGUCUCCGUCAAGCAGGGGUUCGAACCGCCCACCUUCACCGGCUGGUUCCACGCCUGGGACUCUCACAAGUGGAGCGGAGGAGAAUCUUACCAGCAGAUGAAGAAGAAACUCAACGACCAGACGUCUCUCACACACAUCAACUUUAACUUCAAUGAGACCCAAUUGGACUCUGGCCCUGUUCUAGGGGGACCCAUUAGCCCCCCCGCAGCCUUCCGGGACCAUCUAGGAAGUAGGUCCCCGCCCGCCGCCGACCCCACCGGUCCCACCGGUCCCAGGAACUGCGUGGACCCCGAGCUCCUCAUCCACAAGCCCGCCUCCGAGCUCCCGGAGGGCGUGGAUCCUUCCCACAGAGAGGACCAUCUGUCGGACGCAGACUUCCAGCGGCUGCUCGGAACCGAGCGACUGGACUUCCGGCGUCUGGCCGCGUGGCGCCAGAAGGAGCUGAAGAAGAAGGCGGGACUUUUCUGAGGACUUUGCUGUGAUUCCUCCUCACCAUAAUUAUUUAUUGUGGGAUUGCUCCACACAUAUGCUUUUCUUCCUUCUUCUUCUUCUUCUUUUUCUUUUUCU